This is a messenger RNA of Drosophila albomicans, 2786 nucleotides long. Its product is annotated as neprilysin-2-like. The transcript is spliced from 10 exons. Gene Ontology annotation, cellular component: plasma membrane. The record is from RefSeq and is a predicted model, not a curated record. Gene Ontology annotation, biological process: protein processing. Gene Ontology annotation, molecular function: metalloendopeptidase activity. The coding region runs from base 197 to 2536 and encodes 779 amino acids. NCBI's taxonomy places the organism in Eukaryota, Metazoa, Arthropoda, Insecta, Diptera, Drosophilidae.
CGUUCGUGGUUGAGUUCAUAUUAAACGUUGAGUGCAUAUGAUAGUAUUUAUUGGCUGUUAAAUUUCAAAUCGCUGUGUGUGGAGCGUUGUUUGUUGUCUAAACAGCGUCUCGUUAACAAUAAAAGCAAGAACAACAACUAAAAAGUAACAGCCACUUGCGCCGGACAUUAAAGUCAAUAUUGUUAAAACGGUUAACAUGCAAACAGUCAUUAAGAAUCCCAACUGGUGGCACCGUCGCACCAAGAUGGAGAGAGGUCUGCUCGCUCUCUGCAUCUUGUUCUUCGCGAUCAUUGCCGCCGGCUUUGGCUACGAGCUGUACAAAGGACUCGGCCACGGCGGCUCCAAUAUGGCGAUGCCAUCGCAGCCGCUGCCACAGGCAACUGCUCUGAGUGCCAAUAGCACCACCUUGAACAUGGUGCCGGUCACGCAACAGGCCAGCAAGGGCAAGCCGGACAACGUUUGCCUGACCAAGGAGUGCAUUCACACCGCCUCCAAGGUGCUCAGCAAAAUCAAUCCGGAGGUGGAGCCUUGUGAUAACUUCUACGAGUUCGCCUGCGGCGCCUACAUCGAGGAGGAGACCAUACCGGACGACAAGGUGUCCGUCAGCACCUUCAGCGUCAUCUCGGACAAGCUACAGGAGCAGCUGAAGGAGAUCAUCACAACCGAUCGCCCAGACACCGAACCCAAGCACUUCCGUCUGCCCAACUUGCUCUACAGAGCCUGCAUGAAUAAGACACUGAUUGAAACUUUGGGUGCCACACCUAUUGCCAAGAUUGCCAAAUCCUUGGGAGGCUGGCCACUGAUCGAGGGCGAGAAGUGGAACGCUGACAACACCUGGACAUGGCAGGAGCAGGUUAAGAAGUUCCGCAAAGCCGGUUUCAGCAUGGACUACAUCAUUGAUUUCUCCAUUGGCGUUGACCUGCAGAACAGCACCAAGCGCCUCAUGGACUUGGAUCAAUCCGCGUUGGCUCUGAGUCGGGAAUACCUGGUCAAGGGCUUCAAUGAGACUCUGGUUAGCGCCUACUACGAUUACAUGGUGGACAUUGCUGUUCUCUUUGGUGCCAAGAAGGACGAAGCCAAGGAACAGCUGCUGCAAUCACUCGAAUUCGAAAUCGCGCUGGCCAAUAUCUCCUGGCCCAAUGAGAAGCGUCGCAACUCCUCCGAGCUAUUCAAUCCCCGCACAACGCAGCAACUGUAUGCCGCUUAUCCCUACGUUGAUUGGGUGGACUACAUGAACGCCUUGUUGCCAGAGGGACUCCAUGUGCAGGACGAUGAGAUUAUUAACCUGACAGUGCCGUCUUUCUUUGAGGAUCUGGGCAAAUUGCUGGCUAAGACACCGAACCGUGUGAUUGCCAACUAUAUGAUGUGGCGUAUUCACGCCUUCUCGAUUGGUUUCCUCAGCGAGGAGUUCCGCAAGCGGCAGCUACAGUAUGCCACGGCAUUGUCGGGUCGUCAGGAGCAGGAGGCGCGUUGGAAGGAGUGCGUCGACAUUUCCUCUGGCAGUGACGUCGAUGAGCUCGAACCCAAUGUUGAAAUCCUUGGCAUAUCCGUGGGCUCGCUCUACGUUCGCAAGCAUUUCCAUCAAGACUCGAAGGCCAAUGCCCUGGAAAUGGUUAAUGACAUACGCGGCGUGUUCAACGACAUCCUCGAUGAGGUCAACUGGAUGGACGACAAGACGAAGCAGGAGGCCAAGGAGAAGCUGCACAGCAUGGCCACACACAUUGGCUAUCCCGAUGAGAUGCUCGACAACGAGAAGCUGGCCAAAUACUUUGAGAAACUCGAAAUCAAUCCUGACAAGUACUUUGAAUCCUUCUUGGCCAUGAACAUCUUCGGCACAGAUUACUCCUUCAGUAAGCUGCGUUUGCCCGUCAACAAAACCGAUUGGAUACGUCACGCUCGCCCAGCAGUUGUGAAUGCCUUCUACUCAUCCCUGGAAAACAGCAUACAGUUUCCGGCUGGCAUUCUGCAGGGUCACUUCUUCAGUGCUCAACGUCCCAAGUACAUGAACUUCGGAGCAAUUGGCUAUGUGAUCGGUCACGAAAUCACUCAUGGAUUCGACGAUCAGGGUCGCCAGUUUGAUGUGAAGGGCAACCUGCGUGAUUGGUGGCAACCAGAUACACAGAAGGCUUAUCUGAAGAAGGCUCAAUGUAUCAUUGAACAGUAUGGCAACUACACGGAACGUUUAACGGGCUUGAAUUUGAACGGUAUUAAUACGCAGGGCGAGAAUAUCGCCGAUAAUGGUGGCGUCAAGGAAUCGUACAUCGCCUACCAACGUUGGGUGGAGAAGCACGGUCAAGAGCCAAAGUUGCCUGGCCUCGACUAUACGCCACAGCAAAUGUUCUGGAUCUCGGCUGGGCAGACCUGGUGUGCCAAGUAUCGUAAGGAAUCGCUGAAGAUGAGAAUUACCACAGGCGUACAUUCGCCAUCGGAGUUCCGUGUGUUGGGUUCGUUGAGCAAUAUGAAGGACUUUGCCAAGGACUUCCAGUGCCCAGAAGGAUCGCCAAUGAACCCCGUUCAUAAAUGUGAAGUGUGGUAGAGACUAAAUGUUGUACGAUUGUAUUUCCAAUGCAUAUUUGUAUGUGUGUGUGUGUGUCUUCGUAGUGAACUAAUGAACAUUUUAGAUAAUCGGCAAAGACAUCUAGACGAACAAGCCCAAAAUGUUUUAGGGCCUAUCUCACGUAGAAAUACAAUUACUACCCCUAGCGUAUCCUAUGCUAAGUGAGCAUAUUAUAAGACAUUUAUUUAAUAAAAAUUUGUUUUUAUGUACCAGUAUUUUGAAUAAUGAA